Python bivittatus (Burmese python) is the source of this 1996-nucleotide messenger RNA. RefSeq names its product CD180 molecule (gene CD180). The record is from RefSeq and is a predicted model, not a curated record. Gene Ontology annotation, cellular component: lipopolysaccharide receptor complex; plasma membrane. Gene Ontology annotation, molecular function: lipopolysaccharide immune receptor activity; protein binding; lipopolysaccharide binding. Gene Ontology annotation, biological process: detection of lipopolysaccharide; inflammatory response; MyD88-dependent toll-like receptor signaling pathway. Lineage: Eukaryota; Metazoa; Chordata; Lepidosauria; Squamata; Pythonidae.
AUGGCUUGCUGCACAUAUUGCUGGCUUCUGAUGGGGCUUUUAGGUCUUAGCUAUGAAGUCUCCAAGCCCCUCAAUCAGAUGUGCACUGAGCUUUUUACUAAUAGAAGCUACAGUUGUGAAGGUUUAGGACUAACAGAGCUUCCAGAACAACUGCCCUUCACGACUGAAGUCCUUGAUUUCAGCUUUAACUUCUUAUAUACCCUUCAACAUUCAACAUUCAGCAAGCUGAAGGCCCUGGUGCAUUUGGACUUAACAAGGUGUCAGAUUAAUUGGGUAUAUGAAGGCACUUUCGAAAGCAAUAUCUACCUGGAGACCAUUGUCUUUACUGGAAAUAAUCUUCUCUUUCUGGCCAGAACAGCAUUUACAGGUCCUCAGCGUCUGAAGCAUCUUGAUCUAACCCAAACAGGGAUCACUAAAUUAACAUUUAUUCCAAUGCAGGACCUACAUAACAUAGAAACUCUGUCGCUAGGAGGCAACUAUAUCCAAUCAUUGGAGCUGCCGCCAGGUUUUCCAACUAGAAAGCUCAAAUACUUGGAUUUACAGAUGAACAUUAUACAAACAAUCUCAAUUAGAGAUAUAAAGGCAUUAAAACAAGCUAACAAUCUGACUCUCAAUCUUAGAGGCAACAAGAUUAUGCACAUUGAGCCCAAGGCCUUUAGUUCAUUUUUUUUUUACAAUUUGGACUUUGGCAGUUGUAUUAAUAUUUCAGUGAUCUUGGAUGGACUGCAAGGUGUUAGCACUGUUGUCCUCUGGCUCGGCAGUUUUUUGGGUGCAGACAACCCUCCCAUUCAACACAGCACAUUGCAGGGCAUCUGCAACAUCUCUGUAGACUAUCUCACUCUACAGUAUCGCACUUUCCUAGAAUUUUCUGGUGACACUUUCCAAUGUUUGUCCAAACUCAAAAGAUUGGACUUGACCCACACCUCCCUUUCUGAGCUACUGGACCUUCCUCAGAUGAAUUUGCUGAAAGAAUUAAAUCUCAACCAGAAUAGAUUUUCGAAUCUCUGCGACAUCCAUUCUUCUGCUUUCCCUUCCCUUACUCAUCUCUAUAUCCAAAAAAAUUAUGAGGCCAUGGACUUGAAUUCUGGAUGUUUGGAAUCCUUGUCAAAGCUUCAACAUCUUGAUUUGAGCAGGAGUCACAUUGAAAGCUUAGACUGCUGCAGCAACCAACUUCGAGGUCUGAAUGGCUUGCAACACCUCAACUUAAGCUACAAUCACAACCUUUCAUUCCACAACACAGCAUUUAAUGAAUGUCCUAACCUGGAAGUUCUUGAUCUCACUUUCACACACAUUAUCAUCAGUAAUUCUCAAGGUCCAUUCCACAAUCUGCAUUCUUUGAAGAUCCUGAACCUUUCUUUCUCUCGUAUUGAUACAAGCAAGCAGAAUAUUUUGCAAGAUCUAAACAGCCUGCUUGUCUUAAAUAUGAAUGGAAACAGGUUUGAAUCUGGCACCAUUUUCAGUGACAACUUUUUUCAGAAAGCACCAAAUCUAGAGGUGUUAACUUUAGCUUCCUGCCAAUUAUUGUCUAUAGAAGCUAAAGCAUUUUUUGCCCUCAAAAAGUUAAAGCAUGUGGAUCUGAGCCAUAACAAACUUAUUGCAUUCAGUUCAGAUGUAUUUUCCAAUCACAGGAACAUUUAUCUCAAUUUUGCCAAUAAUAGGAUCCAUAUUAUCCCACGUGAUUUGUUGACUAGCCUAUCUGGCCAGAGUAUAAUCAAUUUAAGUUACAAUCCACUGGAAUGCACCUGUUCUAAUAUUGGAUUAUUAACUUGGUACAAGCAAAACAUAGAUAAAAUUGAAGAUUCUGAAGAGACUGUGUGCUCUGAGCCCAAAUCGCUAGAAGGCAUGAAGCUCUUCUCUAUAAAUCUGUCCUGUGGGUAUAGCACUGCACGAACUGCAUUGAUUACUCUUGUUGUGAUAAUAGUAAUUGUAGUGACCUUCAUUUUGAUCAUUCGUUCUUUAAAGCAAAACCAGCACCAGAUAUAAGCUUUGGAGAGAA